AUGCGAUACGCCUUUGUUCCUCUGGCGCUCGGCCUUGGUGCCAACGCCCUCGUCGCUCGCUCAGAUACCCAAUGCUACACACUCAAAGCAUCUGGCGGCGCUCAAGGUAUCCUCGGUCAGCUCGGCGACGGCCAGAACCGCAUUGGUGACAACCUGCCCACCGGUUGCUACUGCCUAUGCGAUGGCGGCUUUACCGAUUCCAAUGGAAGAGGCUGCAUCCUGACACCUCCCACAACGCAAUUCCAGUGCGACGUCGGUGCCUCACCCACAUACGGCUUCGCAGUAGGAUCCGACGGCAGCGUAACUUACAACGGCUCCGGUACCUUCUACGCCUGCCCCGUCAACGACAACGGUGUCUACAACGUCUACUCACAGCCCGUCGCCGGCCAGUCAAAAUGCGUCAAGAUCUCCCUCGCAGCAGCCGGCUCUUGCGGCGCCAGCACCACCCCUCCUCCAUCCAAACCCUCACCUUCCCCUUCCCCUUCCCCUACACCGCAACCCUCCUACCCCUACACCCCUCCCAACGCCUGCCCCUUGGAUCUCAAGGGCGCAUACCAAUACCCCCACCUCAUCGUCCCCAUCAACGCCGACCACCCCGAUCAAGCCUACGGCACCCAAUACAACGCCACCAUCGACUCACGCACCUGCACAAUCUUCAACUUCGACAUCCCACCUUCCUACGCCGGCAAAACAUGCUCCGCCAUCUUCCUCUUCCCCAAAAAAUCCGACCUCCAAACUUCAGACUACACCAUCUCCGGCUCGGGCCACGUCACCGUGUCCCCGCUCGCUGGCCCAGCGAGCCAGGGCACUACGUGGAAUAAUCAGCCAAAGAAGGAUGGCGACAGCACCUCGUUCGAUCUCUCCCCGGGGAGUGCGUGGUACGUUGAGACGGACGAAUGUGAGGCGGGAGCCACGAUUGCGUACGAGAUGUGUGCUGAGGGCAAUUUCGCCCUCGAGUAUUUUCAGGAUUAUAACCCUAGUCCUAUUGGGUUGUAUGUGCGUCAGUGUUAG
Messenger RNA from Bipolaris oryzae ATCC 44560, 1011 nucleotides. RefSeq lists its product as uncharacterized. The transcript has a single exon. Bases 1 to 1011 code for a protein of 336 amino acids. NCBI's taxonomy places the organism in Eukaryota, Fungi, Ascomycota, Dothideomycetes, Pleosporales, Pleosporaceae. The record is from RefSeq and is a predicted model, not a curated record.